AUACAGCAGCGAAAAUUUCGCCUCAGAAUGUCAAGUUGUUAAGUAAAAUCUUUUCCAUGGAGGUCAAGUUUUAAAGAAAAUUCUAAAUUAAUCUUGUUUUUCAUAUAAAAAGUGCAUAAAAUUAUAUUGUAUCACAUGGAUGGACGAUAUUCUGAUAGAUAUGACCGCCGAGACCCUCAAUUUUGCCAGUUGUUCACAUUAUCCAGGCUCCUACGGAAGUGGCAGCAAACGCCGAAGUCGCUCACGGUCGAGAUCUCCAUCUGGGAGGAGUCAUCGUCGGAGGUACUCAUCCGACGAAGAAGACGACAAUAGAUAUUCGAGUGGCCAAAGGAGCGAGUUGAGGCGCCUUGAUGAGAAAGAUAGGAAUCGUAGUCGUGAAAAGAACUCAAGUCCCGACGAUGAAGCACCUGUUUUACCACCACCUCCACCACGGAUAUCAAAAGUCUCCAUGUCUUUUGGGAAGACACCAACGCCAAAGCCAGGCAUUCAGAUGAAGCUGAACCCUACGGGACGGUCUGACACCGGAAAACUCACCGUGGCUAGUGCAUUCAAUGCGGACAGUGACGAUGAGGUGGAGGAGAUGCCCGCAGAAUGUCGAAUGAGGAUGCGCAACAUUGGACGAGAUACACCAACAAGUUCAGGACCAAAUUCCUUCGGGAAAACCAAACAGGGCUUUUGCGAUUCGAAGAAGAUUUUUGAAAAAACUCUAAGAGGCACCCCUGAGGAAGAUGAAUAAUUCUUUUGUGCUGUUCUAGCACUAUACUCAAACCUUUCUCUCCAUUAGCUCCUUAAAAGCCCUAAGUCUUCUAUCAAUAAUAAAAAAACGAAUGUUAAAAUU
Molecule: messenger RNA, 838 nt
Organism: Phlebotomus papatasi
Lineage: Eukaryota; Metazoa; Arthropoda; Insecta; Diptera; Psychodidae
Product: PEST proteolytic signal-containing nuclear protein-like
Exons: 3
Coding region: 140-736 (198 amino acids)
Biological process (GO): proteasome-mediated ubiquitin-dependent protein catabolic process; protein ubiquitination
Cellular component (GO): nucleus
Source: RefSeq, a predicted model, not a curated record